CGUCUUCGACUGAACUGUGACUUUAACGCGGGAACGCGCAGGCGGCGCGCAAUCUACAAAGCGUCUUUUUGGUUUCCAAGGGAACGCUGGAAGGAAUAGAAUAGAUCGCGGUCCGUAAGGGAUUCUGUUUCGAAUCUUUGUAUGGAUAUCAGAAAAUAUUUUAAACUUUCUUUAUGGUUUAUUUUGCAUAAAGUGAGACGUACUGUUAUAUCACGGCAACUACUUACGUAGCUUUAUCGAUCAACGAUUUAAUGACUUCAUAAAAAGUCUGCUGUUGGGAGAGACAUGGAGUGUGACCCUCACACACUGCCCACCCUACCUCAAUCUGGGAGUGACAUGGAGUGUGACCCUCACACACUCCCCAAUUUACCUCAAUCUGCCACUCCUCCCACCACCCAUACCCAGUCCCCACCUUUCUCUUCACCUCCUCUGCAAGCGUCCUCCACUCUCCCUGUUUCGCUACCCCUCUCUCCACUAUCGAUCCCGGCGUCCCCUGAUUCCCCUUCACCCACGCCCCCGGCUUCCACCCACCCCAAGACCCCCUCCCCUUUUCUACAGCCCCUGUCCCCCCCCCAGUUCCUCGAUGACCAAAACAUUCCCUGCCUCAGCUCUCCUUCCAUGUCUGACCAGGGCGAUCUGACCUGUCUGAACUGGCUGCAUCAGAGAGGCAACCUGCUGCCCCUCCAGCCGCUGCCCAAAAUGACUCCGCUGCCCCAGCUGGAGCCGCUGUAUCCCAUACCGACCAGGCACCCUCUCUCCUCCCCCUCCAAGCCCCCAUACUCCUUCAGCAGCCUCAUCUUCAUGGCGAUCGAAGACUCUCCGGACAAGAGGCUGCCAGUAAAGGGCAUCUACGAGUGGAUAGUGAACAGCUUCCCGUACUACAGUGCGGCGCCGGCGGGCUGGAGGAACUCCGUUCGACACAACCUGUCCCUGAGCAAGAGCUUUCGUCGGAUUCACUGUGACAGGAGCCAGGUGGUCGGGAAAGGCUCGUUGUGGUGUGUGUCUCCAGAGCAUCGACCGGCUCUCCUGGAGGUGCUAAGGAAGACCCGCUAUUAUGACGGCACCAACGUGCACCUGCUGAACAACCCGGCAUUGUUGGAGGGAGCAGAUUACGACGUGCCUGUGGUGUCCGACACUGUGGAGAUCUCAGAUUCCCUUUCCCAAACCCUCCUCCUGUCCUCCCCCUCUUCAUCAGCUUUGACAUCAGACACGCCACCUCUUUCCUCGAACCCGGCGUGCCCUCUGACCCCUGAGGGCGACGAGCUUGUCACCAUGGAAGCGGUGGAAUACGAGGAAGCGGCCGGUGAGGAGAUGGAGAAAGACCCGCUGUGCGACAGCGGCUACAUAGAGUUACACUACUACCAGUAUCACCAGUACCAGUAUUUGGUCCUGCCCGGCGACACCGAACUGGACCUGGAGACCGUGGAGAUCCUGCAGCUGGAUGCUGAAGCCCAAGAGGCAGCCGGGUCACUUUUGGAUCUGGCUGGGGGUGGACAUUAGACUAACGCACCGAUCUUAACCUGCGUGAUUAAUGCAGUGGGGUCCAGAUCGACCUGAAAUGGGACACGAGGAUGUUAUAAUGAAACCUGGGGAAUAUUAAUCGACAAUGAACCGGCUGCAGGGCAGGGUGGGGCUGGCGACACUGCUUGAAAGUUGAUGUGCUGUCGGGAGGUAAUACAAUGGUAGCAAUUGAACACUGUCGCUUGUGUACUGAAACACUGCCAGUCACAAAACACUGCCAUGGGUGUAAGAUAUUGGUAGAAAUGAGAGAGGGAAAAAGAUCUGUGCUGUAUCAGUAUGGUGAUUCUAAGAAUCAAGACCUUUAUGUUUUGGGAAAAUAUUGCAGGUGAAUUAUCAUACAAGUCUACUGCCUGUUCUUCUGUUUUCAGAUUAAAAGGACAAAGACUGUUCGGUUUCAUUCUAAAUCACUGAUCAUGAUUAACCUUUUUUUUAUUUUAGUUUUUUAUGUUUUAGACCUGGGGUGUCCAAACAGUUCCAUGGAGGGC
Messenger RNA from Esox lucius (northern pike), 2006 nucleotides. Its product is annotated as forkhead box protein N2. Gene Ontology annotation, biological process: regulation of DNA-templated transcription. Bases 286 to 1500 code for a protein of 404 amino acids. The transcript has 5 exons. Gene Ontology annotation, molecular function: cis-regulatory region sequence-specific DNA binding; DNA-binding transcription factor activity. Gene Ontology annotation, cellular component: nucleus. The record is from RefSeq and is a predicted model, not a curated record. NCBI's taxonomy places the organism in Eukaryota, Metazoa, Chordata, Actinopteri, Esociformes, Esocidae.